Chlorella variabilis is the source of this 2361-nucleotide messenger RNA. RefSeq lists its product as hypothetical. Bases 25 to 2235 code for a protein of 736 amino acids. Gene Ontology annotation, molecular function: serine-type peptidase activity. The transcript has 23 exons. The record is from RefSeq and is a predicted model, not a curated record. NCBI's taxonomy places the organism in Eukaryota, Viridiplantae, Chlorophyta, Trebouxiophyceae, Chlorellales, Chlorellaceae. Gene Ontology annotation, biological process: proteolysis.
AAGAGCACUGUGCCAUCCCUGCCGAUGCGUCACAUGCUGGUUCGCACUCUAGGCGCCUCAACAUCACCCCACAUUGUGGUGAAGUGGUUGCGCCAUCCCCGCACCGCCGCACUCGCCUCUGCCCCCGGCAGGGAGCCGCCACCGGGGCGCCUGAAUUGCACCUCUCCCUCACGCGGCCUGCCCACCGCGCGCCGCGCAAGCCCUACCACCGCCGCCGCCGCCAGCAGCUCCGCUCCCGUCGCUAACGCCGCCAGUACUAUGCCCACCGAGCGGCUGCCUGGCGAGUGGGAGUCCCCCAUCACAAGCGAGCUGAUCACCUCGGCGACCAAGCGCCUGGGCGCGCCCAGCUUCGCCCCCAACGGCGACCUCUUUUGGUUGGAGGGCCGGCCGGCGGAGAAGGGGCGGCAGGUGCUGGUGCGGCGGCCCCAUGGCGGCGCAGCCGCCGCCGACCUCACGCCCGGCCCCGACAGCGGGCUCAACGUGCGGACGCGGGUGCAGGAGUAUGGCGGCGGGAACUACACUCUCACCGACUCUGCCGCCUAUUUCUCCAACUUUGGGGACCAGCGCUUGUAUGUGCAGCAGCUGGCGGCGGGAGGCCCGCCGCAGCCGGUCACAGCUGAGGGAAGCAAGCUGCGGUUUGCAGACGGGGAGGUGGAUGGCGGCAGGGGCAGGCUGGUGUGCGUGGUGGAAGACCACAGCGGGGGCGGCGAGGCGGUGACCACGGUCGGCGCUGUGGACCUGGCCAGCGGCGCCGUCACCACCCUGGUCAGCGACGCCGACUUCUACGCCUGCCCCCGCCUGAGCCCAGACGGCUCCCGGCUGGCGUGGGUGGAGUGGACGCAUCCCAACAUGCCGUGGGACGACACUCAGCUGUGGGUGGCUGACGUGGCGCCAGAUGGCACGCUGGCCGGCCACCGCAAGGUGGCGGGAGAGGAGGGGGAGUCUGUGGUGCUCCCGCAGUGGGGCCCCGAUGGCUCCCUGUAUUUCGUCUCUGAUGCGCCUGAGGGGUGGUGGAACCUGCAUGUGUUGGGCACUGACGGCAAGGUGGCGGCGGUGCUGCUCAUGGCUGCCGAGUUUGCUGCACCCAUGUGGCAGUUCGGCCAGAGGCCCUUCCAUGUGCUCAGCAGCGGCCGCAUCUUGGCUGUGUAUAAUGACCCCAAGAAAGCGGGCUCCACCCUGGCGCUCAUCGACCCCGCCAGCAAGGCGGUACAGGAGCUGGACAGCCCCUUCACCUCCUACGGCACGCCCACCCUGGCUGUGCACGAGGUGGCGGUGGUGGCUGGCAGCGCCCUGCAGCCCCCUGCGGUGGUGCUGCUGGAGGCGGCCAACCUGGAGGAGCUGGCAGCCAGCAAGCCCGAGGACUGGCAGGUGGUGGACCCUGGCUACCUGUCCGAGCCCUCGGCUGUGGAGUUUGCCACAGAGGGCGGCCUCACCGCCUUCAUGAACUACUACCCACCCCGCAACAAGGACUUUGCGCCGCCCCCCGGCGCCCUGCCGCCGCUGCUGGUCAAGAUCCACGGAGGGCCCACCUCCCAGGCCAGCACCGCCUUUACCCUUAGCCUGCAGUACUGGACCAGCCGAGGCUUUGCCGUCGCUGACAUCAACUAUGGAGGCUCCACGGGUUACGGCCGCGCCUACCGCGCCCGCCUGCGCGGCGCCUGGGGCGUGGUGGAUGUCGACGACUGCUGCGCCGCGGCGCGCCACCUGGCGGAGCAGGGCAAGGUGGACCCCCAGCGCCUCUGCAUCGACGGCGGCAGCGCGGGCGGCUACACAACGCUGGCAUGCCUGGCCUUCAGGGACGUCUUCUCGGCAGGUGCCUCACACUAUGGGGUGGCCGACAUGGGGCUGCUGGCACAGGACACGCACAAGUUUGAGUCGCGCUACCUUGACGGCCUGGUGGGGCCCUACCCAGAGGCCAAGGCUGUGUAUGAUGCGCGCAGCCCCAUCAACGCCCUGGACGGCUUCACCCGCCCCGUGGCCUUCUUCCAGGGCCUAGAGGACAAGAUCGUGCCUCCCAACCAGGCGCAGGUGAUGUACGAUGCCCUCAAGGCGCGAGGCAUCCGUACCGCACUCGUGAUGUUCGAGGGGGAGCAGCACGGCUUCCGCCAGGCGCCCAACAUCAGGCGGGCGCUGGAUGGGGAGCUGUUCUUCUACGGCGCGGCGCUGGGCUUCAGCCCGCCCAUGCCACCAGACUUUCAACCCAUCGACAUCGCCAACGCCGCUCCGGGGCAGUAGCGGCUGGGCUGCAGCGUGGCAGGGCGGCAGCGGCCAGGCUACAGCUGGGGCGUAGAGGCUGGCCUGCGAUGCGUUCUGAUCGUUGUUGUCCUCGUGGUUUGGAGCUGAAUAAACAGUCUGCCAGGC